AUGUCGCUCACCGACGAAGAGCUAGAGCGACUCGCUAGAGAAGAGAUACUCCGCGAAACCAAACGCGGUGCCGAGAGGGCAAAAGACCACGGCGCCUACGGCUGGCAAAAGCCGCGCGUCCAUCCCACCAACAAGAACUUCCUCAAGAACACGAUUCUCAGCACCUUGGUCAGUAGGAAGGGUGCAAGGAGAGAAGACACAAAGAGAGAGUCGGGGCGCAGGCCCGAAAAGGCCCGCAGCCCAGCUGACAGCGGAGGCAAGUCGGCCCAUCGUCAGUCUUCCGAUGACCGCCCGAACAAGCCGUCACAAGACCGACGCGACGAGCGCCGUGUCGCUGAUGAUAAAAGUGGCCGGAAAAGGACUCACGACGGUGUUCGGAAGAAGAAGCAGUGA
Messenger RNA from Rhipicephalus sanguineus (brown dog tick), 393 nucleotides. RefSeq names its product protein POLR1D. The record is from RefSeq and is a predicted model, not a curated record. The coding region runs from base 1 to 393 and encodes 130 amino acids. The transcript has a single exon. NCBI's taxonomy places the organism in Eukaryota, Metazoa, Arthropoda, Arachnida, Ixodida, Ixodidae.